Didymodactylos carnosus is the source of this 772-nucleotide messenger RNA. Lineage: Eukaryota; Metazoa; Rotifera; Eurotatoria; Philodinida; Philodinidae. The record is from the annotation of a GenBank genome assembly.
UAAUAUAUUUUUUGUAGAGAAUUUUACGGCACAUCUUUUAAGAAAACAACAAAGCUUAGGGGAUACAAUUCAACUAAGAUAUGAGCAAAAUACUAAGUGACCGAUUUAUUCUGGAACACCCGUUACAUCAACGAAACAAAAAGUUGAAAUCGUACCGCAAAUUUAUUACCUAAACAAACAGACAACGAAAUCAGCAAUCAACUACUUGAUUGAUACUAUUAGGACCUGCAAAAUAACAUCAUUUGUUUUCGAUACGGAAUCGGAUCUGUCAACAACUCCAGCAAAACCACCAAUAAUUCAAAUUCUCCCGAUUCCAUCGUUUUGUUCUCCACCAGUAGUUAUUUUGAUUGAAGUUCAAUGGUUGCCAACCUUAUCCUCGUCACAUAGACAAUUGAUAAAACAAUCAUGUGAUGUUAUUUUUCAACAACCGCAGGAGUUCAUUGCUUGUGGUAGGAUUGAUGAUGAAUUAGAGAAAUUUCGACAAUUUAAUUUAUUUAAAAUGUCUAAUAUCAUGCAUAUCCGAAAUAUGCAAAAAGAAUUUCGGCCGUAUUAUAAUCAUACACAUCGACAUGCAUCGGAUUGUCGUGUUUUGGAACAAAUUUCAUUAGCAGAUGAUAAAUUAGCUUUAGUUGCUCCACAGGACAAUGUGGAAUUUGAUCAUGACCCAGAUUAUGAAUUAUGCACAUGCGAAUUCAGACCUGACAAAGAUCCUACUAACCAAAUCCUUGAGCACUUCAACGUGCAAUUGCCCUGGGAUCUGAGCAGCUUUUAG